GAGGAGGAAUAUAACCAAGAAGAAUCACGGAUCGUUUUCCGACAGUCGAAGCGUGUAUCCCUUUAAACGUUCAACUCCUUUCAGAGAUCGUCCCGACACCCGACUUCUAGACGAAUAGUGACAUUCGUUUUGUUACCUGGUUACCCCAUUUGAGUUGUGCAACCAAUUGAGAAACUACAUUAAACAUCAACCAACAAAGACCGGAGGGUUGCUCUCAUGCCGUGCUCCAGGCGAGAAUGAAAAGUAGUCGAUAGAAGAGCAGCAGUCACUAGCCCGGGCAGCCUUUGUCAACGCGUCACAAAAUGUCAUCUAGUCGAAACAAGCUGCGACUCAUCUUCGAUCUCCUACUCCUGCUGUUAUCGAUAAGGUGCUGUACCGUGACGUCUCAAAGUUUCAACUCGUCAAAUCAUUUGACAGACAUUAGACCGACCAAAACUCGACACAAUGUGUCCCUGUUGCUAGAUAAGCUGCUCGACAAUUACAAUCAUCACCUGAGGCCUGAUAUAGGAGGUCCGCCGACCUUUGUGGACGUUGACAUUAUGGUGCGAAGCAUGGGGCCCGUUUCGGAGGCAGACAUGACGUUUUCGCUCGACUGCUACUUCCGGCAAACGUGGAGGGACACGCGAUUGGCUCAUCAACAAGUCUCAAAAUCGGAUGACCAACUCUCGCUAAGUGUGUCCAUGUUAGAUCGCAUUUGGAAGCCAGACACCUACUUCUACAAUGGCAAAAACUCGUACCUGCACACUAUCACUACGCCGAAUAAGUUGGUGCGCCUAUUUCCCGAUGGUCGAAUACUCUACUCUUCUAGGUUGACCAUCAAGGCGAGUUGCCCCAUGGAACUACGCAAAUUCCCGAUGGAUGUUCAACUCUGUCCGCUCAACAUGGGAAGCUUUGCCUACACCCAAUCGGAAGCCAUAUAUCGCUGGAACAAGGACCGCCAGAUCGUGAUCGCGUCGGGCAUGAAAAUGUCCCAAUUCGAUCUCGUUUCCGCGCCCGUCUCGAAUUAUACAAUCAGUUUCAAACACGGUAAUCAUUCAAUGAUAUCGGUACGAUUCCACCUUCACCGACACAUGGGGAGUUUCCUUAUUCAAGUUUACGGACCUUGUAUUCUACUUGUUGUGCUAUCAUGGGUCUCGUUCUGGCUCAACAGAGAAGCAACAGCGGAUCGAGUGAGCCUAGGUGUCACCACGGUCCUUACUAUGACUUUCCUGGGUUUGGAGGCCCGAGCAAAUCUACCCAAAGUGACCUAUCCCACCGCUCUGGAUCACUUCAUUUUCUUAUCAUUCGGGUUUAUAUUCGCGACCAUUGUUCAGUUCGCCUUUGUUCACUAUUUCACUAAAAACGGCUUCGGGGAACUCUAUUUUUCUGACAUGACUGUGGACGACGAAGAUGAUGAGCAGCUCGACAGUUCUGAUGAAGGCUUUCCUUCAGCGACGCACACUCCGUCACCCACCGUGGCUCGAAAGAAGAAGAUCCACCCAAGAGAGGAGGUGUAUAGUGUGGAGAACCACCUACGCAAUAUGAAAGCAGAAGAAACGGCCAUUGUGCAGAUCCAGCCAGAUGAUGGUUCUUCUCCAUCGCAAAGGCGGGAAAAAAAGACAAAUCAAAGGAAGGCGCAGCAGUGGGACGGCAAGGCGAUGAAUUCCGUCUCCAAAAUCGAUAAAAUUUCACGAAUUUUCUUCCCUGUUCUUUUCAUAGCCAUAAAUUUGUUCUACUGGUACACCUACGCCACUCCGACGUCGGAGUGAAGUUGACACAAUCCAAGAAAGUUGUGGGUACAGCGUU
This is a messenger RNA of Daphnia pulex (common water flea), 1785 nucleotides long. Its product is annotated as gamma-aminobutyric acid receptor alpha-like. The record is from RefSeq and is a predicted model, not a curated record. Gene Ontology annotation, biological process: nervous system process; chemical synaptic transmission; monoatomic ion transmembrane transport. Gene Ontology annotation, cellular component: neuron projection; membrane; synapse. Lineage: Eukaryota; Metazoa; Arthropoda; Branchiopoda; Diplostraca; Daphniidae. The coding region runs from base 303 to 1748 and encodes 481 amino acids. Gene Ontology annotation, molecular function: GABA-A receptor activity; neurotransmitter receptor activity; extracellular ligand-gated monoatomic ion channel activity. The transcript has 12 exons.